AUGGGUUUGAAAGAAUCUGCGUCCAUUGAUGUUGGGUAUCCAAUACUAGAUGCCAAAUUUAUCAACAACAAGACUGUGUUGGUAGCUGGUGGAGGUGGGGAAGGAAAUAAUGGAAUUCCCAAUAAGAUCACCGCCAUCAAAUGCAGUUUCAAAGUCAAUGAUGCUAAACGAAGACUACAAAAGUUUAGAGAAGUUCAACUACCACCAAACGAAGACUCACCUCAAUGUAUUGAUGUGACAAGACUAAUUGACGAGAAUGAAUACAAUGUAGUUGUUGGAUGCAAUCAGAGUUCUGAAUUGAUCAAGUCCAUGAACAUUAAUAACAAUGUUAGAAAGUACAAGUAUAAUAAAGAGGAACAUUUGAUAUUUGAUGAUGCAGCUCAGUUCGAGGAGGAAAUUAGUGGAGAUACCGAUGAGUACCCAAAAGUCAUUAGAAUCUCACAAGACAAUACUGUAGGUUGCUUGAUGACAUCGACUGUACCAUCUGUGUUGUACUUUUUCAGCCCUGAUGCAUUGGAAUUAAAGUUCAAGUAUAAACCACCCGGAAACGACGAGAUUAAAGACUUUGCUUUUAGUCCAAAGACGGGGUCAACAUUGUGUUAUAUCACGUCUUCAUCAAUCGUUUCCAUAUCUACUCAAACUAAUUCCGUCAUUGGUACUUCUAAAACCGCACCUGCUGAUAAACAAUUGGAAAAAUACAAUUUGUCAAAAGUCAAGUUUAUCAUUGAUAAUGAGGUCGUAAUUUCGAGCAGUGUCAAGGGCGGUAAAGGUGCAGCUUUAUUGAGGUACGACUUGAAAAAGCAAAAAAUUAUGCAGGAGCAAGUGAUUGCAAAGAAAUUGAAUAACGUUGUUGCUUUGGAUGUGUCUGUUCCACAGGAUUUGGUGGCGUUUGCAGGUAAUGAUCUAAUUGUUUACAUCGUGAAGCUUUCAAAUUUCAAGUUGUUGGAAACUAUUAAGAAGUUGCACCCUUUUGCCAUCACGAGUGUGUCUUUUUCACCAAAUGGUACGAAAUUAGCCACAGGUAGUGCUGCAAAUAUCUUGAAUGUCGUUCGCGUACCGCCAAAAUAUGCAUCAGGAAAAUCAGUUAUAGGCACACUUUUCCAAUACUUGUUUACAAUAAUAUUAAUUGCUGCACUCGGAAUUGGUAUUCAAAAGGUUCAUGAAACUGGUCAGUUGGAUGGGGUAAUAGAAUUACUGAAAAAGUUCCUGAAAGAUUAUAGGGAAGUUGGUUUGCAUUAUGGAAAGAUUGGUACUGAGUUGGCUGGUGAAUAUGGAAAAGUUGGUUUAGAGCUAGCUGAAAAGUAUGGAAAGAUGGCGUAUACAAUUGCAGAAGAAUACGGCAACAAGUAUGGCUCUAAAGCGAUUGAGCUUUACAAAGAAAAGUUUGGCAAAGAAGAUAUCGUACGAGAUGUCAGUGAACAAGCAGGGAGCACCUUGAAUGAUAUCGUACUGGAAGUGACUAGAGAAUUACGUGCAGAGACGAUUGAAACUGAUUUCGAUAGUGAAACAUUGGACAAAAUCAAGUUGCGUACUGGAAUUAUAGAAUCUACGAGGAACGAGUCCUCUUCUGAAACGUUUUUGGUAGACGCUUCGUUUUCGGAAUCUAUUUCCAAUCUGAACAUUAAAGCUGAUCUUACACAAGGGGCUUUCACAGCAUCAACAGAGUUUGCCACCGUUGCAGUUCCUGAGUAUGAGAGUAUACACGAAGUAGUCAACAAUGCCACAAUUGUUGAAGAACAGGAUGCUGCCCACGUAUCUGAUGAUACACAACGAGCUGAUGCUAUUGAUGCUGAUCCCCACUAUGAAGAAGAAUAUGUUGAUAUUAUCGAGGAAGUCGUUUACAACGAAUCAGAACCAGAGGAGCAGGAUUAUACUUCAAAUGGUGAGACGGAACAAGUAAAGACUGAAAAAGUUACAGAUGACAAAUUUCCUCAUGAUGAUUAUGUGGAAGUUGUGGAGGAGGUUGUGGAGGAGGUUGUGGAGGAGGUUGUGAAAGAAGUGGAAUCUGCAUCAGAGCCAAUUGACUCGAACAAUAAAGAGGUGGAGGCUACGGACACUGGCUACAUCGAAAUUGUUGAAGAGGUUUACGAAGAAGUGGCAGAAGACUCAGCAUCAACCAGUGAUACACAAGAUGAAGCGAAUGUGGAAACUUCCGAUUCCUCUAAAUCAGAUGGACACGGCAAGGGUGUCAAUGGUGAAGAAAACAUCGAGGUAAGUAAUGCUGAUUUACCCAAACACGAAAACAUAUCAGAAUAUUCUUAUAAAGACUCUGAGGUCGGGGAAGUACAGGAUGCAAUAGAGGAAUCUCAACCAAUUGCCGAGGAAGCACAGGUUGAUGCGGAGGACUCGAAGCCAAUCACUGAUGAAGUACAGGAUGCAGUAGAGGAGUCGCAACCAAUUGCUGGCGAAGCAUAUGCAGAUGCUCCAACCGACAAACCAGAACCAACUGCAAGUGAUUCACACGGAGUAAGUUUUGACCACAAGGAUGUUGAAAUAUCUACUGAAAUUGAGGUAGAACCUGUUGCUGGCGAAAAAAUAGCUGGACACCAUCUCGACUCAUCAGUGGAAAACACUACAGGCAGUGAAACAGUUGCAGAGGCUCCAUCACAUGCAACUGAAAGUCAUGACGAGGAAACCAUUGUUUCACAGCAAGAUCAAUUGGUGGAUACUGUACAGAGAAACCAAGCAGAAGAAGGUGCCAGUGUGGAUGAAUUCAACUCUCAAUUGAGUCAGGAACAAGGUGUUCAAGAUGCUGUACCAUCAGAACCAACCGAGGAUAGACAAGUUGAUGCUGAAGCAGCUGAGAUUGACCAAACAUUCGAAGCUUCUGAUGUAGUCAAAGAGGAAACUUUUAACACGCAGUUUAUUAGUGAACCUGCAACUAGUGUAGCCGAUGAGCAGAAGUACACACCGGAGGAGCCGACACCGUUAGAGGAACCACACACCGUUGAAGUAUCUGGAACUGGCGGUGUUGAUCCAACUCCUCAACCAAAUGAAACAGAAAGCAUUGGAGAACCACCAGUUCCAGUCUCACCACCAUCGGGUGAAGCAGUGGAAAUCGACCAAGCUGUUACUUCAUUGAAUCCUGCUGAAGAAGAGGCUAACACAAUUGAGCCAACUGGUAAUACAAGAAAGGCUGUAGAGGAUUUUUCGCGAUCAAGUCUAUCUUCUAAACUUUCAGCACCAUCUUCAUCCAAAUCCGCUAGAAAAGUGACAAAAGUUGUCACAAGAACCAUCAAGAAAUCAAGAAGUGCUACCCCAACGAAAAAUGCAAGGGAAAAAGAUGAACUUUAG
Molecule: messenger RNA, 3294 nt
Organism: Lodderomyces orthopsilosis Co 90-125
Lineage: Eukaryota; Fungi; Ascomycota; Pichiomycetes; Serinales; Debaryomycetaceae
Gene: SEC12
Product: Sec12p
Exons: 1
Coding region: 1-3294 (1097 amino acids)
Biological process (GO): protein secretion
Cellular component (GO): endoplasmic reticulum membrane
Molecular function (GO): protein binding; GTPase activator activity; guanyl-nucleotide exchange factor activity
Source: RefSeq, a predicted model, not a curated record